Molecule: messenger RNA, 6358 nt
Organism: Nelumbo nucifera (sacred lotus)
Lineage: Eukaryota; Viridiplantae; Streptophyta; Magnoliopsida; Proteales; Nelumbonaceae
Gene: REV3
Product: recovery protein 3
Biological process (GO): error-prone translesion synthesis; double-strand break repair via homologous recombination
Cellular component (GO): nucleus; zeta DNA polymerase complex
Molecular function (GO): nucleotide binding; DNA binding; DNA-directed DNA polymerase activity
Source: RefSeq, a predicted model, not a curated record
AUAAAUUCAACGGAACUUCGCAGCGAAAAAGGAAACUCAACGGGAACUUAUCUUCCCUCGAACCACACCGAGCAUACCAUUUAUUUUCGCAUCUCGUUUUCUUUCACUUAUCAAUGCAUAUUUAAUCUUAAUCAUUCGAGAAAACAAAAUGGGGGAUUCGCAGCCUCAGCCUCAUACUAACAUUUUUAGCGUUAGAAUCGUCUCUAUCGACUACUACAUGGCGCCUCCGAUCGCAGACCUGGAUAUCUCUUACAGUAGUUUUCAAGGUGAAAAGGUGAAUGAGGUACCGGUAAUAAGGAUAUAUGGUUCAACUCCGGCGGGUCAAAAGACUUGCUUGCAUGUACACCGGGUGUUGCCAUAUUUAUAUGUGCCAUGUUCAGAUAUUUUGCUCCAAACACAAGAAGAAGGUGAUGCAUAUACACGUACUUUGUCCCAUGCAAUUGAGAAGGCCUUGAAGCUUAAAGGUACUGGUGGAUCUAAAAGACAGCAUGUGCAUGGUUGCAGCCUUGUGCGGGCAAGACAGUUUUAUGGUUACCAUUCGUCUGAGGAGCUAUUUGUAAAGAUAUACCUAUAUUAUCCACAUGAAAUUGCUCGUAUUGCCAAUAUCCUUCAGGGGGGUGCAGUUCUAGAUAAAAGCUUCCAGCCACAUGAAUCUCAUAUUCCUUAUCUUCUCCAGUUUUUGGUUGACUACAACUUGUACGGCAUGGGCCAUCUACAUCUAGCAAAGGUUAAAUUCCGCCAUCCACUGCCUGAGACAUUCAUCCCAAGGGUAGCUUGGUACAAUGGUCAACAUAAAGAAAAGCCCACUUGCAUUUCUGUUAAUUUUCAGGCAGAUUCAGGUGAUGAUGCAUCUCUAGGUUUACCUGUUUGGAUAUCCUCCAAGAUUCCAAGUGGUUGGAUGUGGCCAUAUCCUACUGAAGUUGACACUUCAUUUGAUCAGGACAUUCAUCUUAUAAAGCGCCAAAGUACUUGUGAGCUCGAGGGAGAUGCUACGGUGGAUGAUAUCUUAAACCAACAAUUUAAACUUUACUCAUCCCUUUCUCAGACACGUUCAGAGGUGAAAAUGGUUCAGUCACUUAUACCAAUUUGGGAGGAAGAGUAUGAAAGAACAGGGUUGCAUGAGACAGUGAUAUCUCCUGAUCCUAGAAAACCGCUUCCGGAAAUUACUCUGAGAGUUCUUUCCCAUGGGUUUGAGUUUGAGAGCACAUUCAUGGAUCUCUGUAGGAAAGCAGAAAACUUGUCAUCUUCUCAAGUUGCUCCAGUGGAGGAGGCUGAAAAAUUUGUCCACUCUAUAAAACCAUUGGCAGAGGUGGGGAAUUUAGUUGGAUUUGGGGAGAAUGGUAGCACAGAUAAUUCUCACAAGGAAUCUUUGAAGUGUACCAAAGACAGAAAUAUUAAUGGGUUGCUUAUAUCACAACGAUUCUUGCAUAAAGAGAGUAAUCAUGACGAAGGAAAUGAGAUACAUACCAAAGAAAGAAACAUUCUUCUGGAUCAACUACCUGUUGAUGAUGAAAUACUAUCAUGUGAGAUGAUCAGAACAUCAGAUUCAAAAAUUGUAGAUGAGGAGGCUAUGGGGCUUCUAAGGUGGCUUGCCUCUUCUCAAGUUGCAGAGGAUUUGAACACUGAAGAUGAACUUCUUCAUGAGUCUAUUCUGAGUACCUUCUUACCCACAACUUCGAUGGAUAAAAUUUUGGAGAAAGCUAAUUUGGAAUAUGAGAGUGAGUCACAGCAAGAAUGUCAGGACAUACUUGAUUCGGUUGAUAAUGUGAUUGAAGAUUUAGAUGAUCUUGAUCAGAAUCAUUUACCUCAGGCUUCACUGAAGAAUAUAAUUCCACAAAUGGAUGGGUCAUAUGAUGAUCAUUUCACUAUUGUCAGAACGGAGACAAAUGUUGAGUUGGAGAGAUCUUCUCCUGAUGAAGUAGUUGAAGACACUGACAUAGGCCUUGGCGGUGAAUGCAAAAGGAACAAACCGGUAUGGGGAUCUUUACCUUUUUCCACCCUACCUAAGGCACAAACUGAUGUAGAGCUUCCCAGGUUCAGUUUUGCUGAUACAUCUAGUGAAGAAAUAAAAGAUGGUACAGACAAUUUUCCUUUUUCCGGAAAAAAAGCAGAAAAUUGUUCUGAUGCUUCAGUGGCUAAUGCAAAUGCAAAUAUCACUCAUUUGCAAGAAGGAAAUACAUUGACUGGAUGUUCACUGAGAGAUCUGAUGAGGAGAAAGCGGUUCUACCAGGUUGAACCAUCUGAAUAUGGGGCUUGUAGUGUUCAGAAAAUGCCUUCAGGAAAGGGGCAAGAAGAGGAGAAACAGAAGGGAAGGAUAUUUCUGGGUUCAAAGCAACUAGAGUUUCAACAGCUACAGAAUGAUAAGAAAGCCAUGGCUAGGAGUAAUCAGAAGGCAGAAGUUUUUGACAGGAAUUCCUGUGUAAGAACUUGUUUAUCAAAGUCUCUUGGUGGGCGAUUGGAACAAUGUAAUUCUUGUGGUUCGAGCUGUUUGACAAAUUCUGUCAAACGUGGAAAGUUUUGUGAAGGUAGUUGUAGUGAAAAGAAUGAUAAUGAAGCUAUCGUUGACAUGGAAUCAGUACCUGAAAUGCAUACCGGGAAUUUCGAAAAUAUAAAUGUUGUAGCUGAAGCAACUGUUCUGCAGAGAGAGGACCUUGGCAGUGGAGGAAAGGACAUUCAAACUUGUUUAUAUCAGUCUGAGAAGGGAAGCAAAGGGCAUGGUGAAUAUAUUGAGAUGACCUUUAGCAUGAAACCUCCUGUUAUAGAUUGGACUGAUUGGAUAUACAAAUAUACUCCAUUGACAUCCCCUGUGCAUAAUAAUGCUUUUCUCAGGGACAAAGACGCUUGUGAAGAAGCAUUGGCUUGUGAAUCCAGUUUAACUGAAUUUAAAAGGGAGUGUGAGGAUGAAUUUAUCCUAUUUUUUGAAGACAAAUGUCAAGAAGAUGGCAAAAUUGACAAGUAUUACAAAAAUAAAGAGCUUAAUUUUCAACAAGAAAUUGUAUAUGGUGUCCCCACUCACUGUCAAAAUGAUGGAUCUUUCUUAUACUUGUUGACACCUGUGUAUGCACCACCAUCUGUUGACUGCGUCUCUAAAUGGCUACUAAAUGAAGCCAAAGGAGUAUCAGAGACUUCUCCAAAAUCAAAGAACUAUCUAGAUAUUUUCAAUGUGAAGGAUAAGUUUCAAGACCCCCAGUCUGUCUCGUCUAGUGGUCUGAUAACUUUACAAGGUUCUCAGUCAGAUGCUUGUUGUGAGACAUUGCCACAGUCUUUUUCCUUAUCUCAUACGAAGCCUAUCCUGGAUCUUUUGAAUCAAGGGAGCUCCAGGAAACAAGUCAAUCUCUGUCAUCCUGGGGUGACAACAGAAUUCCACAGUGAAACGAAUAUAAAAGAAAAGGAAUGCCCUGAAAGCUGGCUAGAUAUUUCACAGAUUUCCGGUCCAGAUAGAUCAAAGCUUACUCCUCUCAGUCAAAUUGGAUUCCGUGAUCCUGCUAGUGUUGGUUCUGGUCAACAACUAACAUUGCUAAGUAUAGAGGUUCAAGCAGAAUCAAGAGGAGAUCUCCGCCCAGAUCCUCGCUUUGAUGCCAUCAAUUGUAUAGCUCUGGUAGCACAGGAGGAUAGCAGUCACAAUCUUGAUAUUUUUUUACUUAUGCGUUGUGAUGAUGGGAAAUCAUGUUUAAGAAAUCUUGAUGGAAUAUCUGGGUGCAAGGUGGUGGUUGUCUCUGAGGAGAAGCCUAUGUUUGACCAUUUUGUGCAAAUUAUUUGCUCACUGGAUCCUGAUAUCUUGAUGGGCUGGGAAAUUCAGGGUGGUUCCUUGGGUUUUUUAGCUGAAAGAGCUGCACAUCUUGGUGUAACUCUACUAAAUUCCAUAUCUCGCACACCUACAUCUGAAACAAAAAGUGUAGUCAAAGAUUCAGUACAUACAGAAGGAGAAAUACCAGGUAGUACGCCUCCUGAUGCCUUAGCUACUGAUUCCAUUUUUCUUGAAGAUGCAAUAGUUGAAGAUGAAUGGGGCCGUACUCAUGCAAGUGGUGUCCAUGUUGGUGGAAGAAUUGUCCUCAAUAUUUGGCGACUGAUGCGCGGAGAAGUUAAGCUUAACAUUUACACAAUUGAAGCUGUAGCUGAAGCAGUUCUGAAGAGGAAAGUUCCAUCAAUUCCAAACAGAAUAUUGUCUCAGUGGUUUUCAAGUGGUCCUACUGGGGCAAGGUUCCGUUGCAUUGAAUGUAUCAUUGAGAGAGCAAAUCUAGACCUUGAGAUAAUGAAUAAACUUGAUAUGGUAAAUCGGACAUCGGAGCUUGCUCGUGUUUUUGGCAUUGACUUCUUUUCAGUUCUUUCUCGGGGUUCACAGUACCGAGUUGAAUCUAUGCUUCUGAGAUUGGCUCAUACACAGAACUACCUUGUCACCUCUCCUAGCCGCCAACAGGUAGCCUCACAACCUGCAAUGGAAUGCCUACCUCUUGUAAUGGAGCCAGAAUCUGGGUUUUAUUCAGAUCCAGUCGUUGUUUUGGAUUUCCAGUCACUUUACCCAUCGAUGAUUAUUGCAUAUAACCUCUGUUUCUGCACGUGCCUUGGGAAAGUCAUUCCUUCAAGGUUAAAUACACUUGGUGUCAGCUCAUAUUCACCAGAUCCCCAGCUUCUAAUGGAUCUAAAGCAUCAAAUACUUCUUACCCCAAAUGGUGUUAUGUAUGUGCCUUCAAAGGUUAGGAAAGGUAUUCUUCCUCGUUUAUUGGAGGAAAUACUAUCAACUAGGAUCAUGGUGAAACAAGCAAUUAAGAAGUUGGAACCUUCGCAACGAGUUUUACAUAGGAUAUUCAAUGCAAGACAGCUUGCGUUGAAGCUGAUAGCAAAUGUCACUUACGGUUACACAGCUGCUGGCUUUAGUGGCCGUAUGCCUUGUGCAGAACUUGCUGAUAGUAUUGUGCAAUGUGGCCGAAGAACAUUGGAAACUGCUAUUUCAUUUGUAAAUUCACAUGACAAGUGGAAUGCUAGAGUUAUUUAUGGCGAUACUGAUAGCAUGUUUGUUCUCCUCAAAGGACGAAGUGUGAAAGAAUCUUUCAGAAUUGGGCAGGAGAUUGCAUCUACCAUUACUGCUAUGAAUCCCCAUCCAGUCACCUUGAAAAUGGAGAAAGUAUAUCACCCCUGUUUCCUCCUUACUAAGAAGCGCUACGUUGGUUACAGCUAUGAAAGUCCAGACCAAACAGAGCCUACAUUUGAUGCUAAAGGUAUCGAAACAGUACGGAGAGAUACAUGUGGGGCAGUUGCAAAGACAUUGGAACAAUCAUUAAGGCUUUUUUUUCAACACCAGGACAUUUUGAAGGUUAAAGCAUAUUUGCAGCGGCAAUGGACAAGAAUUCUAUGUGGGAAAGUGUCUCUUCAGGAUUUUGUAUUUGCAAAGGAGGUUCGCCUAGGUACUUACAGUGCUAGGGCUUCUUCACUUCCACCGGCAGCAAUUGUUGCCACCAAAGCAAUGAAAGCUGAUCCCAGGGCUGAACCCCGCUAUGCAGAAAGAAUACCGUAUGUUGUAAUCCAUGGUGAACCUGGAGCACGCCUUGUUGAUAUGGUUGUAGAUCCAAUGGAUAUUCUAGCAAUUGAUUCUCCAUUCAGAUUGAAUGAUUUAUAUUACAUAAACAAACAGAUAAUCCCAGCACUGCAGCGAGUAUUUGGACUUGUAGGGGCUGACUUGAACCGCUGGUUUUCAGAGAUGCCCCGUCCUUACGGGUUAAUUUUGGCUAAAAACCAUUCAUAUGUACCAAAUCCACAACGAGCCAGAAUAGAUUAUUAUUAUCUUUCAAAACGCUGUAUCCUAUGUGGGGAGUUGGUCCAAGCUUCAAACAAUUUGUGCGAGCCUUGUUCUAAGAAGGGCCCCACUGUUGCAACAGCAAUAGUUGGUAGAACAUCAAAAUUGGAGAGGGAAAUCCAACACCUUGCUGCUAUAUGUCAGCAUUGCGGAGGUGGGGAUUGGAUCGUAGAAAGUGGGGUGAAGUGCACAUCACUAGCAUGUCCAGUGUUCUACGAGCGGCAGAAAGUUCAGAAAGAACUAAAGGUUCUUUCUGCUGUUGCAAACGAGGCUGGAUUCUACCCAAAAUGCAUGGUAGAGUGGUUCUGAAGCGUCUGUGUGAUAAUGCCUAUUUCAUUUUAAAGUAAAAAAGCAUAAAUUGCCUUGUUUAUAUUCCAGGUUCUUUUUUUCCCACUUGAUCCAGUCUUUGUUCAGUGGUCAUAUUGCUAUCUAAUCCGUAUCCAUUGCCUGUUGUAUAUGUAAACAUGGUAAUAGUUCAUAAUAGUACAUUAUGUAUAUAAGCCAUGUAUAUAUAUGUACUGUAUAAGAGGGAAUGACAAAAUAACAUGAUUUGCUCUUGUCUUUCUA